Messenger RNA from Lachancea sp. 'fantastica', 3414 nucleotides. Lineage: Eukaryota; Fungi; Ascomycota; Saccharomycetes; Saccharomycetales; Saccharomycetaceae. The record is from the annotation of a GenBank genome assembly.
AUGCUCUCGAAUCAGAGAGCUGGUCUCAUGGCUUUUCUGCGAAAAAAAACGCAACCGCCAUUCACAGUGAGCAUUCGAGCGCAACUAACCGCACUGGUGUGUUUAGUGGCCAUACUGUCGUUGAUCAUACUUGCAGUAAUCACAGGAGUGUAUUUUACAUCUACCUAUAAAUCUUUAAGAGCUGAUCGACUUCAAGUGGCGUCACAACUGAAAUCCUCGCAGAUCGACCAGAAUAUCAACUUUUUGUACUACCAAAGCUACUGGAUGGCAUCAAGAGAUAUUUUACAGGAUGCGUUGACAGAAUAUUUAGCCGGCAAUACCAGCGAGGAAAACUGGUACGAUGCAUCAACGUCACUAGACAAAUUUCUGAGCUCUUCCAAUCUGUUCAGUGCAGCUCGUGUUUACGACUCGAGCUUCAAGGACGUGUUGAAUGCUACUAAUAACGGAACAGGAAACCUUAUACCUGAGGAAGUGCUCGCAAGGCUUUUUCCACUCUCUACAAACGAGCCACUGCCGUCUUCACUGCAAGGCACUGGGUAUCUGAGUGAUCCUGUGCUAAAUGGCACAGACACGUAUUUGAUGUCGAUGUCUUUGCCGAUCUUAGCAAAUCCAUCUAUUAUCUUGUCACAAGACAUGAUUUACGGUUAUUUGACAGUAGUGAUGUCAGCAGACGACUUGAAGUCCGUAUACAAUAGCACUGCCGCAUUAGACGACGCGGCCGUGGUGAUCGUUUCCACGGUCUAUAAUAAUAGUGAUUUGGCUGGAUUCCACUUGGUCUUUCCUCCCUAUGGCUUGGAUUCAGAAGUCACUGACUUUCUUUUCCCAUUCGAGUCAGCGUCUUUUCUGAAAGAUGCGCUACUAGAAAACAAGAACGGUUCCAUCAAAAGCGGGAAGUUCCUCACUAACAAAAAUGUGGCCAUUGGAUACUCAUCGUGUGGAUUUGAAAUCGGGUCGUGGGCCGCUUUGAUAGUGCAGCCGGAAAGCGUGUUUCUCUCCCCAUCAACGAAGCUCACCAAAAUCAUUGCUGGUACCGUGAUUGGGAUCGCUGUGGUUAUGUGUCUGAUAACAUUUCCUCUAUCGCACUGGGCUGUGCAACCCAUUGUACGACUUCAAAAGGCAACAGAAGUUAUAACAGCUGGAAGAGGCUUGAGGUCCGAUGGUAGCACUUUGUACAGUCAUAAACGUACCAGCACAGCGGAAUCUUUCAACUCGCUUUUCAGGUCGGGUUCAAUCCGCCGUUCAGGCUCGGUAGUCCGCUCCAUUGGUUUUCAACCAGAUCAUGAUGGAAUUGGUGCCGCGGCUGGAAUAUAUCCCGGAAAGAAUGCUCCAGGAGAUUUAGAGAAGACUCCCGAGGGUCCGGCACCCACAGAGCUACGAAAUGUUCGAUCAGCGGCGAGCGGAUCUAUUCUCAGUGAUUCGCGCUUCACUGGAGCAGACCAGUUCAACACUUCCCACUUGGUAGAAGUUAGAGUUCCGGUCUACAAACGGUACUUUUCUGAUGAGCUAUCUGAACUAACCGAGACGUUCAACGCAAUGACAGACGAACUUGACCGCCAUUAUGCUCUUCUCGAAGAUAGAGUUAGAGCGCGUACGCGUCAAUUGGAAGCAGCUAAGAUAGAGGCAGAAAAAGCUAACGAAGCUAAAACAGUUUUCAUUGCCAACAUAUCACACGAACUGCGGACUCCUUUGAACGGAAUUUUAGGUAUGACGGCUAUCGCCAUGGCGGAAGAAGAACUGCCGAAGGUUAAGAGCAGUCUGAAGCUUAUUUUCCGAUCGGGAGAACUGCUUUUGCAUAUUAUGACGGAACUCUUGACCUUUUCUAAAAAUGUUUUGAAGAGAACCAAGCUUGAAGAAAGGGAUUUCACAAUUCAUGAUCUCGCCUUGCAAGUGGAAUCUAUCUUUGGGAAAUUGGCAAAAGAUCAACACGUCAAACUGACUAUUUCAAUUGUGCCCAAUGUACUGAGAACCAUGAUGUUGUGGGGAGACUCUAACAGAAUUGUACAGAUUAUCAUGAAUUUGGUCUCUAAUGCACUAAAGUUUACUCCUGUUGAUGGUAAAGUUGACGUGAAAUUCACACUGAUAGGCGAAUACGAUGAGGAAAGAAGCAAGGCUGACAAUUACAAGCACGUUUACGUCUUGCCAGUUAGCGGGAAGGCAGACGAUGAUGAUAAUAACAAAGUCCGCGAAAAUAUCGCCAACACAUCGGUUGCAAGUGACAGCUGGCCAUCCUCUCCAUCUUCUCGCGACAUGCACGAAGUCAAGAAGGAUGAGCACUCCAGCGAGGACGGAAAUUCAAUUAGAGAUAAGGAGGGCGAUUCUGCGGCGGUCGAAGAGGAUGAUUGCGAGAAUGCAGACGAAGAUGAUACCAAGUCGAUAGAAACAGAAUCUAGUAGCGGAUCUUAUGAUGGCGCUCGUUUUCAAUCACAACUCUUCAAGGACAAUAACGCCGACAAUGGCGAUGACUACAAAGAUGUUCGAGAGUUGAAAGAGCCUAAAAAGUGGACCAUCUCGAUGGAAGUCACUGAUACCGGACCCGGCAUUGAGACCUCGCUGCAAGAAAGCGUCUUCGAACCCUUUGUGCAGGGUGAUCAGACAUUAUCUAGACAAUACGGGGGUACUGGACUAGGGCUGUCUAUUUGCAGACAAUUAGCAACCAUGAUGCAUGGUACGAUGGUGUUGCAAUCCAAAGUAGGGGUUGGAAGUAAGUUCACUUUCUCUGUACCCUUGACACAGAUUAAAGAAAUAUCUUUUGAAGGCGUCAAGGAUCCGUUUGAAGACGAAUUCAAUCCAAAAAGUAAGAAAAAUCGCAAGGUGAAGUUCAAGGUUGGCAAACCCAAAGAACAAGAAGCACCAGGAACAUCUUCGUCCACCAAUGACAGUUCUUUAAAAACCUCGAACAUUUCUGAGAGCGAAACAAGCGUGGGGAGCGUACGUGUUGACCGGCCCUUUUUACAAAGUACAGGUACAGCCUUAUCGUCCAACACAGUCCCACUAGCGGCGAAAACUAAUGAAUGCAAAAUUUUAGUUGCGGAGGAUAACAACGUGAACCAGGAGGUGAUUAGGCGUAUGCUCAACCUGGAAGGUUUGAAUGAUGUGGAUCUAGCAUGCGAUGGACAAGAUGCGAUUGAGAAGGUGCAGGCUCAAAAUGAAGCCGGCAGACAUUACGAUUUAAUAUUCAUGGAUGUUCAGAUGCCCCGUGUGGACGGACUCUCAGCUACGAGAAAGAUACGCGGGGAUCUCAAUUACAAUCAUCCUAUAGUUGCAUUAACAGCAUACGCAGACGAUAAGAAUAUCGAAGAAUGCUUGGAAGCAGGUAUGAACGGCUUCUUGUCAAAACCUAUCAAAAGACCAAAAAUCAAGUCGAUUUUGCAAGAGUAUUGCCCGCAACAUAGUCAAAAGGAUAAAGGGAACUGA